CACACACACACACACACACACACACACACACACACACGACUCAUAAACCUUUUGAGAGCAUCAUCUUCACUGCAGCAUCGCUUGCUGCGCACAUUCCUGACAGAGGGCAAUGCAACUUUUGAUGAUUUGCUCAACAAUCAGAAGCUGAGCAAAGGUCUGGAGCGUUUGGGGCAUUAGGAAAGAGCUGCAAGUGUUUCUGUCAGAGCAAAAGAGAGAAGAUGGAAGCUGAUAUAACAUCUCAUCUCCUACAUCUCAAGCUGCAGGGCAACAACACAGUGUGUGCUUUCCAGAGGAAACUGGAGGUUUUCAAAAGUGACCUACAGGAGGGACUGCUCCACUUCCCCAAACUUUUGGAACAGACCAAAGGAGAAAAUCGUCCUCAGAAUCAUGUUGAAUUCCUGGAGAAGCUGAUUGAAAACUUCAAGACUCGCUUUGAUGACUUCAGAUUAGGAAAACAAGUCCUACUGGACACAUCAGAAAUGUCAGAGUUCUCUGCAGAAGCACAACACAUCUUCCCAUGGGCUGCUUCUCUGCAAAGUGAGUUGAUUGACCUCCAGGAAAACCUUGCACUGAAAGAGGCUGACUGUGACACUCCCACCUUCUGGACAAAGAUGGUCACUGCAGCUCAUUUCCCUCUCCUGCAUAAGAUGGCACAUUCUCACAAUGUUCGGCUCAACCUACAGGUGUGAGUCUGCAUUCUCAACAAUGAACAUGGUGAAGAACAAGUCCCGCAGCCGACUCACCAAUGAACACUUGCAUCAGUGUGUCCGCCUGGCCAUCACUCCCUUUCUGCCAAAGUUCAAAGUCUUGGCAACAGACCAAAGGUGCCACUUCUCUCAUGAAGCAACAGUUCUGGACUUAUUUCGACUUUGAUUCUUGGGAUGGUUUGAUUCACUUCGAGACUUUUUGUUUUUGCAACCUCGUGCUAAGAAUCGUGUUGCAAUUGUUUACAAGUUUGACUGACCGUAUUAAACGGACCUUUGUCGUAUUGAACAUUUUCUUUGUGGACCUUUAAGAUUUGUAUUUGAGUACC
Molecule: messenger RNA, 1033 nt
Organism: Trematomus bernacchii (emerald rockcod)
Lineage: Eukaryota; Metazoa; Chordata; Actinopteri; Perciformes; Nototheniidae
Product: general transcription factor II-I repeat domain-containing protein 2-like
Exons: 2
Coding region: 219-689 (156 amino acids)
Source: RefSeq, a predicted model, not a curated record